GAGUUCGGCGAUAGCCUCACCGACAUCGAAGCGGCGAUCGAGAAGUACGAGCGUUCGCUCGAAUCCUCGCCCGAGGUGUUGGCGAAACUCGCCUCGUCCGAAAGGCUCGACGCCGCCGCAGUGCGGUUCGAGCACUUCUUCAGCCACUUUAGCCCGUUCUAUUACUGCGCGGCGAUGUACCUCGUGGCGUUCGUGCUGACAGCGUUGUCGUGGCUGGGGCAGGGGACCGUGACCAAGGCGCUGGGGCGUGCGGCGCUCGCGGUAAUCGUUGUGACGCUGCUCGUGCACACGUUCGCCUUGGUGGGCCGUAUCUACAUUUCGGGCCGGCCGCCGGUGACGAACCUCUAUUCGUCGGCGGUGUUCAUCGGCUGGGGCGCGGUGCUGUUCGGCGUGGCGUACGAAGCGAUCUACAAGAUCGGCAUCGGCAGCGCCGUGGCGAGCCUGCUGGGCUUCGCAACGCUGGUGGUCGCCCACUACCUGUCGCUCGACGGCGACACCUACACCGUCCUCCGCGCGGUGCUCGACACGCAGUUCUGGCUCGCGACGCACGUCGUUUGCGUGACGCUCGGUUACUCGACGACGUACCUCGCUGGCUUCCUCGGCGCCGGUUACCUGAUCGCGAUGGGCGCGCCCCGGCUGGUGGGCGCAAAGAGUCUGCUCACCAAGCAAGUUGGCGACCAACUCAUCCGCAUGGCUUACGGCACGCUCUGCUUCGCGCUGCUCUUUAGCUUCGUCGGCACCGUGCUCGGCGGCUUGUGGGCGGACGACUCGUGGGGCCGCUUCUGGGGCUGGGACCCGAAGGAGAACGGCGCCCUGAUCAUCGUGCUCUGGAACGCCCUGGUGCUGCACGCCCGCUGGGGCAAGAUGAUCGGCCCGGUGGGCUUCGCCACGCUCGCCGUCGGCGGCAACAUCGUCACCACCUGGAGCUGGUUCGGCGUCAACGAACUAGGCGUCGGCCUCCACGCCUACGGCGCCUCCGAAAGCAACACGGCCAGCAUGCUCCUCUUCUUCGCCACAAGCCAACUGCUGGUAAUGGCCCUUGCCCUCUUACCGUCACGCUACAAGCAAGUUGCUUAG
Messenger RNA from Symbiodinium sp. CCMP2456, 1077 nucleotides. The record is from the annotation of a GenBank genome assembly. NCBI's taxonomy places the organism in Eukaryota, Dinophyceae, Suessiales, Symbiodiniaceae.